AAGAGUUAGCGCGUGCGGAACAACAGCCAUGGCAGACGAGGAAGAGAGGGUUCUGGAGAACCUACUGGAGCUUCAAUUGCAAGAGCAAAGAGAAUCUCUCUCUACCAUUAACGACGCUCUAGCCUCUGAGCCCAGCAAUACCGAGCUUCUCGCGCUUCACGAGGAGAUUGUUCAGGCGAUUAAAGAUGCCGAGGAAGGGCUGCUGAACCUGAAACGGGCACGGUUAUUACGAGAAGCUGAUUUAGUGCUAGAUGGUUCUGCUCAUGUUGAUGAGGGUGUUAAGGUGGAGACUAUUGAUCUAACAGAAACAGAUGUUGAGCCGGAGCCGCUGGAGGACCCGAGUUACCCUGUUGGGUCGAAAUGUAGGUUCCGUCACACUGAUGGACGUUGGUAUAAUGGUCAGGUUAUUGGAUUGGAGGGUUCGGAUUCUGCAAAGAUUUCUUUCCUCACUCCUACAUCUGAGAAUAUGAUGAUUUGCAAGUUCUUUCUUCAACAACGAUGUCGAUUUGGUACCAACUGCCGCUUAUCACAUGGAGUUGAUGUCCCACUUUCCUCACUGAGAAAGUAUAUCCCGACAAUAUGGGAGCAGUCACUGGUCGGGUCUAAUAUUUGGGCAGUAUCAGAUAGUAAAACUGGUGUGUGGAGGGAAGCUGAACUUGAAUCAUGGGACGGUGCACUUGGGGUUGGAAAAGUUGUAUUCCGAGAUGAUGGAAGCUCUGCAGAUCUUGGGGAGGACGCUAUAACAUUGUCCGAGCAUGCUCAGAUGAGCGAUGAAGAAGAAAGUGAUUCAAGCUCUGACCAAUCUGAUUCUAGUGACUAUGAAGAUGAAACCCCACAGGGUUUAGGAUUUCUUGAAAGCACAAUCCUCCAGAGGGGUAUUCAGACAGAAACUGCCAUAUUUGCAAAGUGGGAGAACCACACCCGUGGCAUAGCGUCCAGGAUGAUGGCCAACAUGGGUUACCUUGAAGGAACUGGUCUAGGUGCAUCUGGCCAGGGAAUUAUAGAUCCCAUCUCCGUGAAGGUCCUUCCGCCAAAGCAAUCUCUCGAUCAUGCAGUCAAAACCCGUGAAGGUGAAGAGAGUAAAGAGAGUAAAGAGAGCAAAGAGAAUCAAGGAAAGAAGCGUAGCAGGGGUGGUAAGAGGAAGCGUGAAAAGAAGUUUGCAGCACUGGCAAGAGCAGCAAAAGAAGAAGAGGAAUCAACACCAGAUGUCUUUAGUCUUAUUAAUAGCCAACUUGCAAAGCACGGUGAAGCAUUGAAUGGUAAAUCAGCGAAGAAGCAGCAGAGCAAUGGAUCAGGGGAGGGAAAGAAAGUUGAUAGGCGGGCUUUGGUUGCUUACGAUGAUGAAGUGAAGGACUUGAAGGCGCGAGUUGGGAAGCUUGAAGAAAUGGCAAUUAGAAACAAAAAUGAGAAGGUGGUUUAUGAUGCUGCGAUGAGGAAAUUGACGGAGACUCGCAACGCUUUGGCACAGGCAGAGGCCGCUCAAGCGUCUGCGUCGAAUGCGGUUGUCAGUAAGGAAAAAGAGAAGAGAUGGCUUAAAUUUUAGCCUUUGUAUUAUCUUGUGCAUCAUUUGUAAGCGUAUAAUGUAUGCUAAACUUUAUUUUACUUCGAAAAUUUCAUAGGUGUAGGAUGCGUUUUGACCCCUUGGAUUGUUGUACAUACAUUGAUCUCCUUUCCCCCCAGACUAACUAUGUUGUUAUUAAAAUCUCAAUGCUAUUAGUUUUGUUUUGUCAAA
This is a messenger RNA of Malus domestica (apple), 1732 nucleotides long. Its product is annotated as zinc finger CCCH domain-containing protein 22. The record is from RefSeq and is a predicted model, not a curated record. Gene Ontology annotation, molecular function: metal ion binding; nucleic acid binding. Lineage: Eukaryota; Viridiplantae; Streptophyta; Magnoliopsida; Rosales; Rosaceae.